AGGGUUCGUUCUUCUGUGGCAUGAGUGGGGUGUUUUGCUGGGUAGGCACACUACAGGACAGGUGUUCCUGUGGUGUCACACCAUCUAAAGUGUGAGGGUUGUGCUGCUGGCUCGCUCAGCGCUGCCCUUGUUCCACUUCAGCUCUGACCCAGGAUGGAUCCUCUGAAACUGGGGCACUGGUGGCAACGCUGGUUUCAUUCUGGUGUUGCUUAGGUCAACGACUCGAGCUAUUUUUCACUAAGUGGUUCAUUUUGUAUUUCUACAGCAGAGUGACUCCUUCCUCAGUUUCAGAUUGAACUGUGCAUGUAUGCAGACACUGAAACUGAGCCUCUCUGGGUACCUGAAAAAGGAAGCUACGGGUCUCUUGAUGGUUUCUGGAGAGGACAGGUCUUUCUCCCUCUCUUUUACUUCCCAGUAAUUGUUACAAACUAGUCCCUUGUAUAUCUGAGCAUUGUGAGCUAACACCUGAUUCUCCACCCUUGUUUCUGCACCUAUUGCUUUACCAGCAGGAAGUAGGACGUGGUUUGGGGCUUUUUAUUCUCGGCCUCGCUAGCCUUUUCGAUACUUCAGGGCCUCGUCUCAUUCUGACAAGGCAAGCAAGCAGCAGCUUCCUGUGCAAAGGUGAGAGGGAGCAAAGACUGAACACACACGAGAGGAACAGCUCCGCAGCAGACCAGCCUGUCUCCUCUCAUGCCAGCAGCUCUGGCUGGUGGGUGGAUGUGCUCUGAGCAGAGCCCCCCUCCAGCCCUUCUCCCUGCUCCCUGCUCCCCUCCCAGUUGAGCCAACAGCACCUGCAUCCAUCUGUCCUCGCAACCCCACCCAUGGAGCACUGGGUGCCUGGAACUGGAAGUGUGUCCCCAGAACAGAUGAAGCCCUCCUCACUGCUUCUGCACCACCUCUGGCUGCUCAGUCUGAUUCCUCUCUCGUUGGCAUCAGGCUCUACACAAGGCAACUCCAGUCUCACUUGUUGGUAUGACUCGAGGGCAGCUCUCCUUUGUGACUGGAACUCAGGCAGGGACCUUGCUGAUGCACCAUGCAAUCUGACGAUUUCAUCAAUAUACAAAUUUUGUGACAGGUUACAUUCUUCAUCUGAAAAAUCCGAGCAUUGUGCGUUACCCAAGGCAGAACACAUGACUGGGCUGAGGAGAUGCAUCAAGAUUUUCAGCAAAGACUAUAAUAUGCAAUGCUUCACUUCUGCAGAUAGUCUUAACAUGACUGUAGACUGCCAGAUUGGGGAGAACAGGUCUAUACCUGCACAACUGAAGGAUUUUAGACCACUUCGAAAUAUAAAAUUGUGGCCUCCAGGAAAUCUUCAGCUGUUCAGCAAAGCUAAAAACACCUACAACUUAACGUGGAGCCUGAAUAUUUCCUCUCACUACUUGAGUGGGAACCGGCAAUAUGAAGUGCGGUACCGAACCACGAGUCAGUCAUGGGAGGAGGCCGAGACCUUCAUCAUUAGUCAGGACCAGAUGUGGGCACCUUUUGAAAGACUCUCCCCCAACAUGAAGUACGAGGCUGCUGUCCGUGCAAAGCCAGGUGCCUCAUGUUUCUGCAAAGGUGUGUGGAGUGACUGGAGCAAGACAGUACUGUGGAGCACACAUGUUGAAGGAACAUCCCGGCCAGUCCUGCCAGCGAUUAUAGUGAGCACUUGCAUCUUUGUGAUCAUUGGGUCUGCCUUCCUUAUAAACUUACGGACCCCAAGAUGGUUUAAGAAGAUCCUGAAGAUUCACAUCCCAGAUCCUGAGAAGUUCUUUCCCCCACUCAUCUCUGUUCACGGAGGCGACAUUCAGAAGUGGCUCUCCUCCCCAUUCUCUACAUCUUCCAUGUGUGUGAACAGUACAGUCCCAGAAAUCUCAAUGCUGGAGGUGAUGCAGAAGAACGAUCAGGAAUCCCAGCUUUCCAAGGGAACUUUGGCACCUGAUCCUCCCUCAGAAACCAGUGGACACUCUGUGUCCAGCUGCUUCACCAACCAGGGCUACUUCUUCUUCCACCUUCCCAACUCCUUUGAGAUCGAGCCCUGUCAGGUCUACUUCACAUAUGAGCCUUUCACCCAGGAGGGCAAUGGCAGCGAGGACAGCGAGACUUACCAUGAUCUUCCCUCCCCAGACCUCUGCACACUGUCAGAGGACAUGCCAGUGUUGCCCUACAACUUUCUGCACAGUAUAAAUGGGAUCCAGGGCUUCCAAAAUAUCUCCUUCGUGGCAGAGACACAAGGUGAAGCCCAGUGGGCCAUGGCUUCCCUGUCAAGAGCAAGCACCUCACCAACACCAGUUCUGAGGCAAGAUGAGCAGAUGACUGACAAAGCAGCUUUACAAUCUGCUGAGGCCCCAUGCCAGGUGGACAUAGACUUUCCUGACUCACCAGACCUGCAUGACAACAAUACUUCUGAUGUAUCAAGUGGGAAAACAGGCCCUCCAAUUGAUCCCAGUGCUCCAGCAGCACAUGCUACCUCUUCCUUUGCUCAGCCUGCAACUCCAAGGCAAACCCAGGAUGAGGAUCUUUGCAGAACAGCCUUUUCCAGCCAAGUGCCAAACACUGGUGCCUACCUUUCUCUCAAGGACCUCCAAAGCCAAUACAGCCAUGGCUCUGUCUAGGAUCACUUGGGGAAGUCUACAAGCAUAGGAAAUACCUUCUAUCUGAGGAAGAUUAGAUGGACAUUUCUCCUAUUCAGAGCAUGAAUGUAGUCUCCAGUCACUGAACCACUGGAACUGUUCUUUAACGAGGCUGGAGAACAGAGUUACUCUAGAGGGAUGCAAAACUGCGGAAGGCAUAGGGUGGACAAGGCGUAAAUUCAUAGAUGGGUCUGAUGACAAAAUACAUGAAGACAUCUCUUCCUGACUAACCAAGAGUGUCUUUUAUUUUUUUCCUAUGAUGUUCUUCCUCAUGUCAGGUUUCAAUCAAAGUACAUUCUGAGCUGCUCACUCUAGUUUUAAACUCAGGUUCUAAGAUUAGCUCAGAGCCAUAGCUGUGUCAGCUGUCUAAGCAGUGCAGUGUAAAAAGAAAUCCCCAUUAUUGGGUUAAAAAUACUGAGGAAAUCCCCUCCCCUUCCACUUUCUCCCCCAAGUCUGAUGAUGGCAGUAAAAAGAACACACACAAUUUCCCAUUCUUGCUGCAAUAUUUUUCAUGAAAUCGAAAGCCUCUCUGCUCUUCUGGCAAAAUACCAUUAUUUGACUACGAUAAGCUGAUUGCAGAGUAGUUCAUUCCACAUCCUGUAUUAGUGGAAAACGUCGUAAAGGUGCUGCCCAUUCCUUCCAUUGCUCAGGGGAAACCAUUGCCUAGUUAGCGGCAAAGGUAUGGUAAAUGAGCCCAGAAAACUAACUCACAAAUCAGCACCUUCAUUGAAAAGAAGACUUCAAUCCAUACACCGAAAAAAAAAAAAAAA
This is a messenger RNA of Meleagris gallopavo (turkey), 3382 nucleotides long. RefSeq names its product interleukin 2 receptor subunit beta (gene IL2RB). Gene Ontology annotation, molecular function: cytokine receptor activity; interleukin-2 binding. The record is from RefSeq and is a predicted model, not a curated record. Gene Ontology annotation, biological process: cytokine-mediated signaling pathway; immunoglobulin mediated immune response. Gene Ontology annotation, cellular component: external side of plasma membrane; membrane. NCBI's taxonomy places the organism in Eukaryota, Metazoa, Chordata, Aves, Galliformes, Phasianidae.